UGGCAAAUGCAACUCAUGGUAGUGCAACUCCUUAAAACAGAUAAACUUGUGAAAAUGGAUGCUUAGCGCGCGGGUUCGGGAGAUGGCAGCGCUGCUUUCCGCCUUGUAUACCGCAAACACUCAUUGGCUGAUGCGGGCAUGCUGAAGCCCAGCCUCUCACGUGACACGGGAUAAAUGCCCGCCCGCUAACAUCCCUGGUGCCAGACAAUCACAGACAUCUGUCAGAACCCUCCUGUCUCACCUUUUACGCUUCUGGGAAUGACGUUAAUUGGACACAACUUAUAUUCUUGGUGAUUUCUGUAAACGCUACGAUAUUCAAAAUUAUUUGAAAACAUCAAGUUUAGGCCACAGCAUCGUCAAAGUUUGGGGCUACCUUAAAAUGACUGGGGUUUUCGACAGUCUGAAUACAGAUAUGCAUUCAAACCAGAUUACCUCCAACAGCUACCACAGCUUGCACAAAUCGCAGGAGUCACCAACUUUACCUGUGUCGACCGCAACGGAUAGCAGCUAUUAUAACAACCAACAGCCUGGACACUGCGCGGGGUCUCCUUACGGGCAGCUCGGUUCUUAUCCAUACCAUAACGGGGGUCUGAACAACAUCCAAUACAACAAGUCAUACGAGCUAGGAUUCAACUCCUCGUUUGGUUCAUACGGCUCCUAUGGCUCCAGCGUAUCACCAACACCAACCGAUGCAGAUAAAGAGGAGAGCGAACCUGAAAUCCGAAUGGUCAACGGAAAGCCAAAGAAGGUCCGAAAACCAAGAACUAUUUAUUCAAGCUUCCAGCUUGCCGCCCUGCAGAGGAGGUUUCAGAAGACACAGUAUUUGGCGCUGCCCGAGAGAGCUGAACUGGCAGCGUCUUUAGGCCUUACGCAGACCCAGGUGAAAAUCUGGUUCCAGAAUCGACGCUCCAAGUUUAAGAAGUUGUGGAAAAGUGGAGAAAUCCCCCCGGAGCAGCACGUGGCCUCAAGCGAGUCUCCUCCUUGCCAUUCUCCGCCGGUCUCCGUGGCAUGGGACUUUCCACAGAAUCAAAGAAUGAACAAUGUGAACUCGGGGCUGCCUCCGCCGCAGAGCAGCAGUCCUCCGAACACAAACGCUCCGUCCUUUUUGGCGAAUUAUUCCUGGUACUCUCCGACGAACUCAUCCCCACAUCUGCAGCCUAACACGCUGGUACAACACCAUCACAAUUCAGCCAUGAGUGCUGGGACGAUAUUUUAGCAAAUGACUUUUUAAUCAUUAUUUCUUUGACCUGGAGAAGUUUGCCGAUGUCACUGUUCCAGUGACUCCCAACGGAUGCCCGGACUCCUCUAGUUUUGGCCAAUAUUUAUGUGCCAGUGUCUUUCUACGUGAUGCACUGUUUUUGUUUAUGGAAAAUUAAGGGGAACUGGCUGGCGCAAAAGCAGUGCGCAAUUAUUUUUGUAUUUAUUUAUUUUGUUUAUGUAGGUGGUAAAUACCGGAUAACAUGUAACUGUUCACCAAACCACUAAACCCAAAGCGAUAUUAAAUAUAUAGCAUGCUCCACAUGCGAACAUGACUGUCUCCCCUCUCUACAGGAUGCGUAUAUCAAUGUCAAAUAUGUAGCACAUCAUUUUGAAAAGACAAAAAACUGUAUCGUGCCUUUCCAGAAAAAAUGACCUCACUGUUGUCCAACAUAAAUGUUUUGUUGUGUUUCUACAAUCGUCUCGUUUGUGUUUUAUAGACGUUAUGAAAUCCUAGGUGCAAUGCCAUCACUGAAUGUUGUUUUCUACAUUUUUCUACAUUUUGUAUUUCGCAUUUUCUUGAAAACUGGAACAGCAUCAAACGGAACACAACAAAUAAGCUACUGAUGGUUUUGCGCUCACAUAGGCCUAUAGUUUUAGGCUGUU
Engraulis encrasicolus (European anchovy) is the source of this 1863-nucleotide messenger RNA. It is a transcript of the gene dlx2a, whose product is annotated as distal-less homeobox 2a. Bases 380 to 1216 code for a protein of 278 amino acids. Gene Ontology annotation, molecular function: RNA polymerase II cis-regulatory region sequence-specific DNA binding; DNA-binding transcription factor activity, RNA polymerase II-specific. The transcript is spliced from 3 exons. NCBI's taxonomy places the organism in Eukaryota, Metazoa, Chordata, Actinopteri, Clupeiformes, Engraulidae. Gene Ontology annotation, biological process: embryo development; cell differentiation; negative regulation of transcription by RNA polymerase II. The record is from RefSeq and is a predicted model, not a curated record.